UAUCACCUUUCCAGUUAUGAGUUUCUCAUUUCUGUAGCAUCCUGCUGGUUUUCUAUUUAGAGUAGACCUUUCAAUAUUUCUUUUAGCAUGGGUUUAGUGUUGCUAAACUCUUUUAGUUUUUGAUUGUGAAAUUCUUUAUCUCUCCUUCUAUCCUGCAGGAUAGCCUUGCUGUAUAGAGUAUCCUAGGCUGCAUCUUUUUUCAUUCAGGACUUUGAAUAUAUCUUGCCACUCCCUUCUGGCCUGUAGUGUUUGUGUAGAGAAAUCAGCUGAGAGCCUUAUGGGGGUUCCCUUGUAACUCACUCUUUGCUUUUCUCUUGCUGCCUUUAUGAUCAUUUCUUUAUCCUUGACUCUGGCUAUCUUGAUUAUGAUAUGUCUUGGUGUGGGUCUGUUUGGGUUCUUCCUGUUUGGAACCAUUUGAACUUCCUGUACUUGGAUAUCUGAUUCCUUCUUCAAGUUUGGGAAGUUUUCAGUCAUGAUUUCUUCAAAAACCUUUUCAAUCCCCUUUGAUCUUUCUUCCCCUUCUGGGACCCCUAUUAUGCGAAGAUUGGCAUGCUUUAUAGGUGCCUUAUGUUGCUUUCAUUUGUUUUUAUUUGUUUAUCUUGCAGUUGUUCUGAUUGGGUGCUUUCUGUUGUCCUGUCUUCUAGGUCACUAAUUCGUUCCUCUGCAUUAUCUAGUCUGCUUUCCACAGCCUUUAGAUCCAUUCUCAUCUCAGCCAAUGAGUUUACUAAUUCUACUUGGCUCUUCUUUAUAGCUUUGAUUUCAUUUUUGACAUAUUUUAUAUCUCUAAACACUAUCUCUUUUAGUUCCUUCAAUACUUUGAUCACUCCUAUUUUGAAAUCUUGAUCUAGUAGGCUAUCGAUGUCUAUUUCAUUGAUCAUUCUUUCAGGGGUUUUCUCUUGUUCUUUUAAUUGGGAAUGGUUUUUCUGCUUCUUCAUCUUGCUCAUAUCUUUCUGGCACUGUGGCUUAUGAGUAUCAGUUAUCUAUUGUGGUCCUUAAAGGAGUUCAUUUAUCUAAUGCCUAUGUAGGAAUAAAACUUAAAAAAUUAAUAAAGGAGAGAGAGAAAAAAAGAAUUUUAAAAGAAGGGAGAAAAAAAGGUUUGAAAACAGUGUAUAAUCAAUUAUAGAAGCGCAAUUUGAAUCAGACUAGCAUUUGAGUUGAGACAUCUUUUUAAAAAACCCUUAGAAAAAAGGAAAAAAGAUCAAAAAAUGAUAUUUCAAAUCUAUUUAUAAUCAAUAACAGGAGAUCAAAACCAAAAGAAAUGAAAUGAAAUCAGGUGGAUUUCUUAAAAAAUAAUAAUAAUAUAAUUACUUUAAAAGAAAAAUUUAAAAAGGAAUUAAAACUAGAAGCAUAUACAACUGUUUAGAAAGUAGAAAUUAAAAAGUUAGUAGAAAAUAGAACAGAUAAAAGAAGAUAAAGAGAAUUUUAAGAGAAGGGAGAAAAAAAGGUUUGAAAACAGUGUAUAAUCAAUUAUAGAAGAGCAAUUUGAAUCAGACUAGCAUUUGAGUUGAGACGUCUUUUUAAAAACCCUUUUUAAAAAAAGGAAAAAGAUCAAAAAUGGUAUUUGAAACCUAUUUAUAAUCAAUAACAGGAGAUCAAACCCAAAAGAAAUGAAAAUGAAAUCAGGUGGAUUUUUUAAAACAUAACUAUAACUACUUUAAAAGAACAAUUUAAAAAAUUAAAACUAGAAGCAUAUACAAUUGUUUAGAAUGUAGAAAUUAAAGAGGUAGUAAAAAAUAGAACAGAUUAAAAGAUACGAUAGAGAAUUUUGAAAAAGGGGAGAAAAGAAAGGUUUGAAAACAGCGUAUAAUGAAUAAUUGAAGAGCAAGUUGAAGCAGAAUAGCAAUCUUGUUGAGAUGUAUCUUAAAAGCCUUUAAAAAGGGGGAAAAGAGAAAAAAAUAUAUUUGAAACCUGUGUAUAAUCAAUAACAGGAGAUCAAAACCAAGAGAGAGAAAAAUGAUAUGCUGUGGAUUUUUUAAAAUAAUCAUAAUAUUAUUUUAAAAGAAAAAUUUUAAAGGGAUUAAAAUUGGGAGGGUAUGUAACUGUUUAAAAAGUAAAAGUUAAAAAGGUAAUAGAAAAUACAACAGGUAAAAACAGACUUAAAAACGGGGUGGUGUUCUCCUGGAGACUGUGUGCUCAUAAUGAGAAGCCUUUGUGUCUUCGCCCUGUUUCGGAACUCAGCUUUCUAGAAGCCUUUCAUUGGCGCCGUAGUCUGUGCUGCUCCCAGUGCCUGUCAGCAAGCAGAUCGUGCCGCCCCUCCCAGCACAGCGUUCCUGCCAGAAAGGCGAGGGGCCACUCACCGUCCCCUGGCACUGGUGGCUCCGCCCCGGGGCGGCGCUCCGCAGGCGGGCCUUGGGAAGCCCGCGGAACAGCCCCGCCCCUUCUCCGUGUCCAAACUCAGCUCCUUGUUUGUCCUGGCGGCGUGAACUUUGCGAGGCACCAGGGUGGAAGGAUCCUGUCUGACUUGGGCUGCAAACAAGUAACUGUCUGGCCUUUGAAGCUGCCAAACCCCCAGGCGUGGAUUCAGGUUUCGCCCCCGCCCCCACCUGGGUGCCAAGCCUCGGAGGAUAUGGCAGCCGUGCCUGAGCCCUGCCUCUCCUCUCUGAAAACCUUCCCUGGGUUUCAGAGAUGGGGGUAUGCACCCUUCCCCCCAGGGCACAUAAGCCAUGCUGUUUUUUGGAGGGCCCAGGUUGUUCUACCGUGUCACCCACUCAUUCACAUUGCGCAGCACCCUAUAGUCCCCGUCCUCCGCCCACCUUGGGCAGCCUGUCCCGGCCCCCAGCUCCCUGCUCAGGUCUUGGGCUGGGAGUCGCAGGGACCCCCUGUGCCCGUUUAACUUAGUUCUGUAGGUCAAGGGCUGCUCUGUACAGAUCCGAGCCUCGGAGGCUCCCCCUCUGUGCCUCUGGCCUCUCCGUUGGCGAGGGGGAGACCCAGCGAACAAGCGCUAGUCCUCCUUUGCCGCUCCCUCCCUGCGGGACUGGUCCUGCACUGUUUUGCCUUUUUGUCUUUCUUUUUUUCCCUUUCUCCUACCAGAUUUUUGGCGUCUUUGUCUUUUGAAGAGGACAGUGUUCUGUCAGAGUUCCGCAGGUGCUCUGGUUGGCUGAGUGGGUCCGUGGAUGUGAGUCUUGGUGUAUCUGUAGGAGAGGGUGAGCUAUGAGCGUCCUGCUACUCUGCCAUCUUGGCGUCUCCUUCUGCAGUGUCUUAAUUAGAUUCUUGAGCCCUCCAAGAGCCAAUUUUGUUUGAGGGUAGCUGUCUACUUUUUGUUAGUGGUGAAGGCUGGUGUCCUCUGCUGUUAUGCUGACAUCACUUUCCCAGAUCUGUUUUCUGGGUCUCUUGUGUGCCAGUUUGCUCAGGGACAGUGCAGGUCAUUUGUCCUGUUUUUCCUUUAGGAUUUGUAUCCUGCAUGCCCAUGUAGUUGCUCAACUAGAGCUUAUAAGGAGUCCUUUAUGCAUCCCAAAAUGGGCGUGACUCCAGGCAUGACAAGGUGGGCUCAAGUGGGGGCCUGGUUCUGGUGAAUGGCAGCCGGGGAGAGUGUGACAUCAGGGCUGUGUUCAGAUCAUAACAGGAAACUGUCUUUCUUCACCCAGAGUUUUGGUGCCAUUUCCAGUGGCCAUUCAUUAUUUCUACCUUUCCUUUUCCACUGGUAACACUUUGCUGAUUUCUCAUUUCCACUACUCUGUCACUCCUACUGUGAUUUCCAGCCCAGGGAUAAUCUCUGCCUCUCUGGGCUCCACAUCUCAUCCAUUUCUCUCACCACCUUUUUUGUAGAACUCUCCAAAAUUGGUCCACACAUGUUGUGCUAUAUGAUAUGUUCACAUUUCUCUAAAUUGAACCUCAAUAGCAGCUAGUAUGUUGCAGUGGGAUUUUAAUGGGCUUGGAUGCACACUUCUACCCAGUCUCACAUCAGCAGCAGAAAAGUUCCUGCCAGAAGCCAUUGGGAGAGAAGUUGCUGCUGUGGAGCAGGGGAUGCAGAGGCACCUUUUGAAUGGACAGUUCCUCUGGGAGGGUCACAGACCAGGACUCCCAAGGCAGCUUUGUCUUCCCAGAAGACCCAUCCCUGCGAGAUGUGUGGUCCAGUCUUGAGAGACAUUUUCCACUUGGCUGAGCACCAGGAAACACGACUCAGCCAGAAACUGUUGAGGUGUGGGGCGUGCGUGAAACAGUUUGAUUUUAGUGGAGACUUGCACCAGCACCAGGAGCAACACAUGGGAGAGAAAACCCUCAGAAGCGGCAUAGACAAGGCCUUGUUUGUGAAGAGCUGCAGAUUCCAUGUGUCGCAGAAGCCAUUUACUUGGGGGACGUUUGAAAAGGACUUCCCCGCCAUCGUGGGACAUCUACAGCAACAGGCCACUCAAAGUGUGGAGAAGCCAAACCCAAUCUCCCAGUGCGGGUCAACUUUACAAAGCCAGAAAAGUCAUCAUGCCUGGGGAGAGUGCAAGAAAACCCUCAGCCCCAAAGACACACUUGUUCAGGACCAGGGUGUCCACACCGAAAGACAGUGUUUUGUGUGCAGUGAAUGUGGGAAAGCAUUCAAGUACAAAUCCUCAUUUGUUGUGCACCAGAGAGUCCACCCUGCAAAAAGCCUUCAUGUGUGUGGCGAAUGUGGAAAAUCCUUUAGGCGAAGCUCAACCCUCAAUCAACAUCAAAAAAUUCACAAUGGGGCAAGGCAGUACAAGUGCAGCAAAUGCGGGAAAUCCUUAAAUCACAAAUCUGUGUUUAUUCAUCCCCACACAUGGCGCAGUGGAGAAAACAGUUACGUGUGUAGUGAAUGUUCAAAAUCUUGUAGCCGUAGCUCAGUGUUCAUUCCACAUAGGAGAGUUCACACUGAAGAAAGGCCUUACAAGUGUAGCGACUGUGUGAAAUCUUUUACUUCUUUGUCCGCGCUCAGUUAUCAUCAGAGAUCUCACACAGGAGAAAGACCUUAUGCAUGCAGUGACUGUGAGAAAUCUUUCAUCUCUAGCUCUGACCUCCGUUAUCAUCAGAGAGUUCAUUCUGGAGAAAGGCCUUAUGAAUGCAGUGACUGUGGGAAAUCUUUUAUCACUCGUACUGCUCUCCGUUAUCAUCACAGGGUUCACACUGGAGAGAGACCCUAUGGGUGUAACGAAUGUGGCAAGUCCUUUACCCGAAAAAACAACCUGAUUAUACACUUAAGAGUUCACUCAGGAGAACGGCCUUAUGAGUGCAGUGAAUGUGGGAAGUCUUUUACCUUUAGCUCCAGCCUUCGUUAUCAUCACAGAGUGCACACUGGAGAAAGACCUUAUGAGUGCGGUGAAUGUGGGAAAUCUUUUAACAACAGGUGGACACUCAUUCGGCACCAGAGAAUUCACACAGGAGAAAAGCCUUAUGUGUGCAAUAAAUGUGGGAAGUCUUUUUCCUGUAGCUCCACCCUCCAGUAUCAUGAGCGAGGUCAUCUUGGGGAAAGGCCUUACGGGUGCAGUGAAUGUGGGAGAUCUUUUACCACUAGCUCUGCCCUCCGCUAUCAUCAGAGAAUUCAUACCGGAGAAAGGCCUUAUGAGUGCAGUGAAUGUGGGAAAUCUUUUAUUUCUAGGUCUGACCUCCAUUAUCAUCAGAGGGUUCAUUCUGGAGAAAGACCUUUUGAGUGUAGUGAAUGUGGGAAGUCCUUUAUCCGAAGAAAUAACCUCAUUUUACACCAGAGAGUUCAUACAGGAGAAAGGCCUUACAAGUGUAAUGAAUGUGGGAAAUCUUUUAACAAUAGGUGGACACUUAUUCAACACCAGAGAGUUCACACAGGAGAAAAGCCUUAUGUGUGUGGUGAGUGUGGGAAAUCUUUUACCUCUAGCUCUACCCUCUGUUACCAUCAGAGAGUUCAUGCGGGAAAGAGACCGUAUGAGUGCAGUGACUGUGGGAAAUCUUUUACCUCCAGUUCCACCCUCCGAUAUCAUCAGAGAGUUCACACAGGAGAACGGCCUUAUGAGUGCGGUGAAUGUGGGAAGUCUUUUACCUUUAGUGCCAGCCUCCGUUAUCAUCACAGAGUGCACACUGGAGAAAGACCUUAUGAGUGCAAUGAAUGUGGGAAAUCCUUUAAGGAUAGAUCGCAAUUCAAUAAACACCGGAGAGCUCACACUGGAGAAAGGCCUUAUGAGUGUAGUGAAUGUGGGAAAUCUUUUAGCCAAAAAUCUUCCCUCUCAACACACCAGAGAAUUCACGAUAGAGAACGGUCUUAUGAGUGUAGUGCGUGUGGGAAAUCUUUUACCUCAAUCUCUGGACUUGGUUAUCAUCAAAGAGUUCACAGGGGAGAGAAACCUUACCAGUGCAAUGAAUGUGGGAAAUCUUUUACCAAUAGCUCUAUACUGAUUCGACACCAGAGAGUUCACACAGGGGAAAGGCCUUAUGUGUGCAAUGAGUGUGGGAAAUCUUUUACGAGUAGUGCCACCCUCUCUUACCAUCAAAGAGUUCAUGCAGGAAAAAGGCCUUAUGCGUGCAACAAAUGUGGGAAAUCUUUUACCUCCAGUUCCACCCUUCGUUAUCAUCAGAGAGUUCAUGCAGGAGAUAGGCCUUAUGAGUGCAGUGACUGUGGGAAAUCUUUUAUCUCUAGCUCCAAACUCCGUUACCACCAGAGAGUUCACACAGGAGAAAGGCCUUACGUGUGCAGUGAAUGUGGGAAAUCCUUCAGGGAUAGUUCCCAAUUUAGUCAACACAGGAGAGGCCACACUGGAGAAAGGCCUUAUGAGUGUAGAGAAUGUGGGAAAUUUUUUAUGCGAAAGUCUACCCUUUCUCAACAUCAGAGGCUUCACACUAGAGAAAGGCCUUAGAUGUACAGGAAAUGCGCAGUUUUCUUGUUCAGCGUAAGGCUGCCAGAGGAACUGAGGAGCUGUCUGAAUUGAAUCUCAUCCAGGUGAGCAUGCAGAGUGGGGAGGUUCUUGGUAAGUUUAAGUUACAUGGGAAGCAUCUGUGGCUAUGUUACACAUUCUAACCCAUCCAUGGCGCUUCUCUGUGGUCAAGGCCAUUUCACCUCUACUGCUGCACAAUGUGCAUCAGUCACCAAGCCAUUGUGCUCAGGGAAGCUGACCUCUCUUAUCCUGUGUAUUGGUUAAAUUAGGAGUCACUUGAGCCCUUAUGGUGUCAUCUUUCACUCGUCCUUGACUACCUUGGACAUGGACAUGGGUCAGUGUUUUCCCAGGGAAUGUCCUAAGUUCAGCUGACAGUUUGCAGAGAGUGACUACCUUUUCCAGGGAUGUGUUGGUCUCAUGUGAUACUAAUAAUGAGUGUUUCCGGUAAUGAACUGGAGAAUUGCCUGCUGCAGAUUUCUUUGGCUUGUACAAUAAUCAAGGCCUUACAAAUGCUUUAAGUCCUCUUUAAUCUUGGAUGUUAUUUACUCUGCAGGUAGUUUAUAGACAGAUUUGUGCUGUACAAGCAUAAAGGGGAGAAAAAAUUUAGGGGGUCUCAAAAAACUUCCAUGUCUGAGGAGGGACAGUAUGAUGGCAGUGACUUGCCAGUUUUGACCACAUUUGCCUUGCUGCCCAUAGCUGCCUAGGGAAGACAGCAGGGAUUUCUGGUCCCCACUUGAGGCCUGGAAGCUUUGCAUCUUAGGAAUCUCAGAGUUGACUGUGAGACACGAGCAGCUGUGAGAACCUCUAAGUGCUUCUAAGAGCAGCAUGAGUUUUUUUCUUUACUCAAAGGAAAGAUCACAGAAUAUUCCAGCACUGUUGAGGAUGUGCUCCCUAGGUCUACAGAGAGCUGUAUUUCCUGAUGUCCAUCACUGGGCUAGGGUCACUGGUUGUAAGACCAUUGGGUCCAGGGGAAGCCCUAACUGGUAUGGAAUCACUGGCUUAAUAACGAGAGGAGGAGACCAGCCAACAAGUGGAAUGCUCCUUUUCUAAAAGUACGUGCACAAAUGUCUGUGCGUAGAUGACUCUGCAGAUCAGUCUGUAUGCAAAUAUCAGUACCUCCUGGCAUGUUUAUCUUGUGUAGCUAAAGCCAUCAGAGAAAAUAAAAAUAAUUAAAAGGCUUUGUGGAUUCCUGUAGCCUCUCUGUAAUGUUCGCCUCAAGGCCUUAACUACACAGGCAGGAAGAAAGGUAGGGAGAAGGGGUUCUGUAGUCCACGGAUGUGGCUCUUGUGACCCAGACGGCAUUCCUUUGACUUCUGGUAAAAAUGUUCCUUAUUGCUCACUGUAUUUGCUGCCACUGAGGCAAAACUGACCCCUCUCUGCCCCAGGGCAUAAGGAGAGAGAUGGUGGAGUCAGUACAGGGUUGCCAAACCUAUUUUCCAAAAAGAAUGGGAUGUACAGAUCUUUAAGUCUUGAGCUAUGUUUUUUAAAGCUUUACUAAGGUAGAACUUACAUGUGCUAAACUGAAUAUAUUUAAAGUGUACAAUUUGAUAAGUUAACAGAGGUAAGAACCUCUGAAACCAUCAUCGUAGUCCUAAUAGUGACCAUGUCUGUCAUGGUACAUUUACCUCAUGUCCUAUUACAAUCUCCUUGCCUUUCUCACAUCUCCAAGUAACCAUUGAUUUACUUUCUCUUGUAAUAGAUACCUUGCAUUUUCUUGAAUUUAUAUGAUUGGAAUCAUACACUGUUCACUGUAUUUUUUUCAGUUUUCCUUUAUCAUAAUUACUUUGAGAUUCAUCAAUGAUAUAUAAAUACUACUUUUUUUUGGCUGAGUAAUAUUUUUGGAUAUGCUAUGAUUAGUUUAUUCAUUCAGUUUUAUAGGCAUUUGUCUUGUUUCUAGACUUUGACUACUGAAAAUAAAGCUGGUAUAAGCAUUGUUUUAGUUCUUUAUAUGAAUAUAUAUUUCUUUUAUCUUUUGUCAAUGUAAUAAUGUAUGAGUCACAAAUGUUUUACUUUUGAAGACACUAACAUUGUGAUCUAAAAUGAUUAUACCUUUUGCAUCUUACCAGUAAUGUAUGAGAGUUCCAUUUCUUCCACGUUCUACUGAAUAUUUGGUUUAUCAGUUGUUUUAAUUUUAGCUUUUUAAUUGAGGUUUUAGAGUUAUGUCACUUUUUGUUUUAAUUGAAUUUCUUUUUUUAACAUUUUUUAUUGAUUUAUAAUAAUUGAAUUUCUAUAAGGAUUCUUGAUGAGUAUUUUUUCAGAUGUUCAUUUGCUAUCUGUGUUAUCUUCAUUAAAAUGUCUGCUCAUCUUUUUCUUAUUCUUUAUUGGCCUUUGCCUAUUUUCCUUUAACAAAUAGGACAGUGAAACAACGAAGAUGUAUGUUGGAAUUUCACUUAUUUUUUAAUAAUGUGAGUGGCUUUGCUUUAUGGAAUAACUUUUUAAUACUGAAGAAUUUUCUAACAUAAGAAAAAAUUUUUGUGCUACUCACAGUGGAAUGGAUUCUUCUGCCAUACCCUUUUAAAAUUUAAUCUCCAUUGUUGAUGUGUUCUCCAUCACAUUCUUAAGUUCCAUCAUUAAGGAAUACAAUAAAGCCUUGCUUUGUAGUGGUUACCCAUUUUCCCGGUUUAUCACCAUGGAAAUUGGUGGGUUGGAGCAGAUGAGGACAAGAUUUUAUCAGGAUGGAUUGGGCUUUACUCUGAGUCCCAAAGCCUGGCUAGGAGGGAAUGAAGAGGUCAGUGGUAAGACCACAAGUCCUGGUCCGGGCUGCCUGGGGUUAAGUUCUGGAUCCAUGACCAGUGCAAGGACCUUCCUCGCCAGGUCUCAGUUUCCUCCUGUGUAAGUAGGGAGUGGGGGUUAGGAACUGCCCUGCCCGCUGGUUCACUGGAAGAUGUGAAGAGCUGAGGUGUCCACUCCUCUGUGGCUCUUACUGUGAGUGACAUCCUGGGGCCAGGAAUCUUUAGCUCCCACAGAUGUCCCCAGACCCUAGAACCCCCAGGUGCAUGUCAGAAGUAAAUGGGGCUUCUCACAACCCUCUGAUUUGGGUCAGUUCCCACGGGCCUGUCUGUAGGGAGGAGGGAGCUGCAGGGUCCUGAGCGCUUGGUGUGGAUUCCCUGCUGAGAAAUACCUGAGCAACUUGCUAGAGCUUCCUGAGGCUCAGCUUGCUGACUGUGGUUGCAGAGGUGUUCACUUCGCCCCCUGGGAGGAUCAAUGAAAGUAACAAAACACUGAACACUUACUUACGCCAGAAUUCCAGGGUUUGUAUUUGAGCUUGUAUGUGACCUACUUAUUUAAACUUCUAAAAUGUGAACUAUUUCCAUAACUUUUCCUUUUCACAAUUGUCUUAUUGUACUUAACUAUAAUUUAUUGGUAUUUUUAUUGUAUUAGUAAUAUCCUAGUUUUGUUAAGUUUUAUGGAGUGCCAUGUAUUAAUAUAAAUGCCAUGUAAAUACACUACAAAAUUUUACUCAA
Molecule: messenger RNA, 10252 nt
Organism: Camelus dromedarius (Arabian camel)
Lineage: Eukaryota; Metazoa; Chordata; Mammalia; Artiodactyla; Camelidae
Product: zinc finger protein 814
Exons: 2
Coding region: 3876-6770 (964 amino acids)
Biological process (GO): negative regulation of transcription by RNA polymerase II
Molecular function (GO): DNA-binding transcription repressor activity, RNA polymerase II-specific
Source: RefSeq, a predicted model, not a curated record